This is a messenger RNA of Impatiens glandulifera, 1177 nucleotides long. Its product is annotated as haloacid dehalogenase-like hydrolase domain-containing protein 3. The transcript is spliced from 6 exons. The record is from RefSeq and is a predicted model, not a curated record. Bases 56 to 931 code for a protein of 291 amino acids. NCBI's taxonomy places the organism in Eukaryota, Viridiplantae, Streptophyta, Magnoliopsida, Ericales, Balsaminaceae.
ACUGAUCAGAAUACUCACUCACUGUUAGCUAAAUGAAGCUCAAUUAAGGGUUUUCAUGGCGUCGAGGACGAAGAUCACUAGGGCAUUGGGAAGCCUAUCCAAUUACGUAUCUGGGUCGGCUUCGAAAGUCGUUGAUCGAGAAACCCGGGUUGGAAAUCUUGGAUCUUUUCGGCAAUUAUCAUCAUCUGCUUCGGCAGCUCCAGUCGAAUCGGAUAAUCGUGGUUCGAUGGUGAUGGGUUUGAAGGAUUACGAGGAUUACAGGAGAGCUCUUUACGGAGGCAUCACUCAUAAAGCUCUAUUGGUCGACGCUGUUGGCACUCUUGUUGUUCCAUCUCAGCCCAUGGCUCAAAUAUACAGACAGAUGGGUGAGAAAUAUGGUGUUGAUUACUCCGAGGCUGAGAUAUUGAACAGAUACAGAAGGGCUUAUGAACAACCUUGGGGCAGAUCUCGUCUCAGAUAUGUGAAUGAUGGGAGACCAUUUUGGCAAUACAUUGUGAGUUCUUCAACUGGUUGCUCAGAUAGUGAGUAUUUUGAGGAGUUAUAUGACUAUUAUACUACUGAAAAGGCUUGGCACCUAUGUGAUCCAAAUGCUGAGAAGGUAUUCAAGGCACUUAGAAAUUCAGGUGUAAAAAUAGCGGUUGUUUCAAACUUCGACACACGGUUAAGACCUCUGUUGAAAGCUCUAGAUUGUGAUCACUGGUUUGAUGCUGUUGCUGUUUCAGCUGAAGUUGAAGCGGAGAAGCCAAACCCGACAAUAUUUCUAAAAGCUUGCGAUUUGUUGGGAGUGGAGCCUCAUGAUGCUGUUCAUGUAGGGGAUGAUAGGAGGAAUGAUGUUUGGGGUGCAAGAGAUGCAGGAUGUGACGCUUGGUUAUGGGGAAGUGAUGUUCACUCAUUCAAGGAGGUGGCUGAGAGGAUAGGAGUGAAGGUGUGAAAGUAAGGCAGGGUCUUUGCGACGACUGUAAUGAGGCCAUGUUCAGUUCUGUUUUUCUUUAUCAUCGUCCUCAUUGUAAUAAAAAACGAUAUGUACAUAAACCCUUUUUCGCCUCUCGAAUUUAUCCCUCAAGCGAUUGAGUGUUCUUGGAUAGAGGAAUCUAAUAGUUGGGCAUCUUGUAUGUAGAUAUGUAAUAAAAUGAGUAACUUUCUUAUUAAACCAAAUCACAAUGACCUUGUGGAUUCA